AUGAUGGAGAACUACACCUACAACACCCUCACACUCCAGCUGGAAGGGUUGAAUAUUUCAGUAGAGUCCACAUAUGCUUUGUUUCUUCUCCUGCUGUUCUUCUACUUGUUUAUAAUAGUAGCAAAUGGAGGGAUUGCUGUUUUAGUUUUCAUGGACAAGAACCUUCACCAGCCUAUGUAUAUGCUUUUUUGCAACCUGCCUUUUAAUGAUAUUCUUGGAAACUCUAUCAUGGUACCUCGAUUGUUGAUAGACAUAUUGAAGCCUCCAUCUGAACGCUUUAUCAGUUAUUAUGAAUGUGUGGUGCAAGCUUUUACCACACAUAUGUUUGGUACCACGAGUCACACUGUGCUCAUGAUUAUGGCCUUUGACAGAUAUGUGGCCAUUUGUAAUCCUCUGCGAUAUGCUUCCAUAAUGACCAACAAAAUGGUGAUCAAGCUGACGGUUUUUGCCUGGGGAGUGGCCUUUGUUUUGGUCGGGAUUCUGCUUGGACUGACUGUACGACUGAGUCGAUGCAGGACUUUGAUUACAAACCCUUACUGUGACAAUGCCUCUCUUUUUAAGCUUUCCUGUGAAAAUGUGUUCAUUAAUAAUGUCUAUGGGCUCACCUUCACUGUGGUCCUGUUUACAGGUUCUAUGGGCAGCAUUGUUCUCACAUAUGCUAGUAUAACAAUUGUCUGUCUAACCAGUAAGAACAAGUCUUUGAACAGUAAAGCAUUGAAGACCUGCAGCACCCACCUGGUUGUUUACUUGAUUAUGCUGUUGAGUGGAAUGAUUGUCAUUAUGUUGCAUCGCUUUCCACAGUACUCAGAUUACAGAAAACUUUGUUCCAUUUUGUUUCACAUCAUCCCUGGAAGCCUCAACCCCAUUAUUUAUGGUGUACAGUCCAAAGAGAUGCAAAAAUUAUUUGCAAAGUUACUACAGAAGAAAACUGGGCCAUUAAAAUAA
This is a messenger RNA of Haplochromis burtoni (Burton's mouthbrooder), 945 nucleotides long. RefSeq names its product olfactory receptor 146-like. The record is from RefSeq and is a predicted model, not a curated record. The coding region runs from base 1 to 945 and encodes 314 amino acids. The transcript has a single exon. Gene Ontology annotation, molecular function: olfactory receptor activity. Gene Ontology annotation, cellular component: membrane. Gene Ontology annotation, biological process: G protein-coupled receptor signaling pathway. NCBI's taxonomy places the organism in Eukaryota, Metazoa, Chordata, Actinopteri, Cichliformes, Cichlidae.